Molecule: messenger RNA, 1953 nt
Organism: Caenorhabditis briggsae
Lineage: Eukaryota; Metazoa; Nematoda; Chromadorea; Rhabditida; Rhabditidae
Exons: 8
Coding region: 1-1953 (650 amino acids)
Biological process (GO): sodium ion transmembrane transport
Cellular component (GO): membrane
Molecular function (GO): ligand-gated sodium channel activity
Source: RefSeq, a predicted model, not a curated record
AUGAAGGAUUUUAGACCAUCUGCCAGCAAGGGAUCGUUUCUAUCCGAACUAAAACCAUUCUCAAAAAGAGCAUCCCAACUGAUAGUGAACGUUCCAGUAGCGCAUUUAAGGAAAAUAAAAAAUACAGAAGGCGUUUCAUCGAUAACAAGAGAAUCUGAGCAUUUUUCCAAUACUACAACCUUACAUGGUCCCAAACGGAUAUAUCAUGGAAAACGGCUAUCAUUCGUAUUUUGGAUGAUUAUAAUGGUAGCUUCAAUGAUAAUGCUACUAACACAAGUAACCUCACUCAUAAACAUGUUUCUAUCUAAACCUACAGUAUCCCAGGUUUCGUUUCUUCUAAGUGAAGGUGGAAUGCAGUUUCCACGAGUUACUGUAUGCAGUUUCAACCCGAUCAAAAGAACAUUCGUGGAAGCACUCAAUAGUACCAAAGACCUUUCGGAUGAAUUGUUAGACUACUUGAUGAUGUUCAAUAGUGAUGCAAUGACGCUUUACGGAAGAUCUGAUGGACCAUCAUUGCAUUCUGGAGAUAAUUUAUACAAACAGUAUUUGACGACUCAUAAAAACUUUACUGCCGAUGGAUUCUUCAUGGAGGCUGGGUUCUCUUGUGAAGACAUGUUCAAAAUGUGUUCGUUCGGUGGUCGUCGAUUCGAAUGUUGUAAAUACGCCACUCCGAUAUUCUCGGAUCUCGGAAAAUGUUUUACUUUAAAUGUUCAAGACAGUGAUAAACCAUGGAUGAAAAUGCAAACAGAACCAGGAAUCGCAGCUGGAUUACAAAUAAUUCUAGAUUCUCAUCUCGAGGAACAAUUCGAUUCUGAAACCGAUGGCGUUACUCCUGUAUUCUCAAGUGCAUUUGAGAAUGGAUUCCGAUAUUACGUGCAUCCAUCUGAAGAAAUUCCAUUUUUGUCUUCCGAGGGAAUUGCGGUUUCUCCAGAUACUGUAGUGUAUUCUGCACUCUCCAGUUCCAAAUAUAUUUUAUUAUCAUCUAGUUCCUGGGGAAACUGUUCGGAUCAUUGGCCACCUGGAUAUAAUUACAACUUUUCGUAUAGUUCUGCAAUGUGUUCUACUGUAUGCAAAGCUCAAUACUUUCAAAAAAUAUGCGGAUGCUCUCCUUCAAUUUAUAAUCAUUUGAACAAAUUCAACGAUUGUACUCCAUACGAAACAUAUAGAUGUAUGGAUACAAAAAUGAAGAAGGUUGUGAAUCAGACGACGUUGAACAUCGAAAUGCCAACCUGUGAAGAGUGUCGAGUGGAAUGUAAAAGUCAAGUCUAUCAUUCGUUCAAUUCGUAUGGAAAAGGGUUAUCAAGAGGAGCAUUGAUGUGGUUGAGCAAGCAAAAAGGAUGGAGGAUAAAUCAUAUGAAAACGAACUUCCAAGUAGUGAAUGUCUUCUUCCGGGAUAUGUCCUACACAGAAUACAUCCAAAAACGAGGAAUGUCUCUGACGGAACUUCUUUCUGAUAUCGGAGGAAACAUGGGAAUGUUCAUGGGAAUGUCUGUGUUCACUAUCAUUGAACUUUCUCUAUUUUUAUCUAAAAUUGGAUGGAUCGCGAUUUCAAGAAAAAGAAGAGACUAUAUGUAUUCGAAGAAAAAGAACGAAGAGAUGCACGAGAAAGAAUUAGAAGAUGUUGUUACUGGAUUCAAGCUGUUCCGGACUAGAAAAUCAGGAAACGAUAUGAGUCAUCUGAGAGAAAAAAUCAAGGGGCUAUCAAUGCAUCGAGUGACGUCAGAACAAUUGAAUGUUUGUAAAUUAGCAUGGGAAAACGAACCAGAUAUUGAGAGGCGAUUGGCGACUGUAACUAGACAAAAUUCUGCAUUGAAAGAGCAUAAAGAAUCAAAUGUUCUUCCAUUUGAUCUAAAAGAAAUCAAGGAUCAGACAUCACGUGGUAGAUCUGCUUCCAUGUUUCGAAGUAGAAGGAGUCGAUCAGAAACUGCACCACCUGCCAUUCAUGAAGCAUAA